This is a messenger RNA of Ahaetulla prasina, 1666 nucleotides long. RefSeq names its product ankyrin repeat domain 66 (gene ANKRD66). NCBI's taxonomy places the organism in Eukaryota, Metazoa, Chordata, Lepidosauria, Squamata, Colubridae. The record is from RefSeq and is a predicted model, not a curated record. The transcript has 4 exons. Bases 382 to 939 code for a protein of 185 amino acids. Gene Ontology annotation, molecular function: protein binding.
ACCACCAGAAAAACACCACUUCACAAUAUUCCUGCUGUCGGAGUCGCCCUCCUGCAGACCGCCGUGAAUGGAAGACUCGCGGGGGCAUCUCGAAGGCUUCCCCGCAGGAGGAGCCCGUUUCUCUAGAAAACAAGUAGCAACUCGUGUCGCCCGGGAGACAGCUCGGUCCUAAUCGCAGGGACGGGGGAAAUGGCGCUAUUUCUUUGUUUAUGUUGCCCUUAGCAGCCUUUGGGGGUGUUUGGCGGCGGCGGCGGCGGCGGCAGCAACAGCGGAAUAACUUCUUCGCCACAUCUGACACGCCUCUCUUGGGGACAAAAACUGGUUUCUUGGAGGUUCUGCUGAAGCCUUAGCUGCGGCUUCAAGAGCUUGGCCAAAGGCAGCAUGACGGAGCUGCACGAAGCGGCGGCUUUGGGUAAAUGCGACUUAGCGGAAGAAAUCCUCCAGAGGAAGCUCGCGGACCCAAAUUCCAGAGAUGCGGACUGGAGCGACCGGACGCCCCUCCACUGGGCGGCAGCAAAAGGCCACUCAAAGAUAGUAAAGCUGCUUGUGGAACAUGGUGCUCGCCUGGUUUUGCGAACUGAGGCAGGUUGGACUCCAGUUCAUUUUGCUGCAGAAUCAGGGCAACUGGGCGUGUUGCGAACACUGCACUCCUUGCACGCACCAAUGGAUGCCCCAGAUCUCUAUGGAGAUGUCCCAAGAAGAAUUGCAGAAAUCUAUGGGCACAAAGCCUGCGUCCGAUUCUUAGAAAUAGCUGAAAUAGAAUACAGAGCAUAUUGCCAAAUGGCAAAAUCAAAGGGAAUCCAACUGGAUGAGAAGGAUGAAGCUUGGGAGCUUAAGAAGGAAGAACUUUUGCAAAGUAAACCCUUCUCUCCAAAGAAACAUAUGAAACACAAGAUGCACGGAAAGGAUGGUGUGCAACUUCCUUCAAGAAAACAAUGAGAAGAAUGGAUACCUUACAGUGAAGAUAGCAAAGGCUGGGUUAUUGCAUGUUGGAAGUUACUUCAGAAGGACGAUAAGGUCUGCUCUGUGUUGACAUCAUAUAGCUUUAAUACUUAUGGCCUUAUAAACAAGGUGCUUGGAUAAGAAAUAAGGAGCUAUGAUAAUAGAUGAAGUUGAAUUCUAUUCCAAACAUUUGAAACCUACUGAAGUAUGUGUUGUGGUCCGUCAGCAGCCUACGGAGCUGGCAACAGAGUUAGACAGCGAUGAGGCUGAGGUGAGGCCAGGGCCAUCGGGAAGUGAGGUGUGGACUCCAGAGCCUCCAGAGACUGAUAGUAGUGAGGCAGAGGAACAGGAGGAGCCUGUUCCUAAUGCACGCAUGAGAAGAACUGCCAAAAGGCAAGAGCAGCUCAAGCAGAGAGGACAGCUCGGGAGUAGGGCCAAGAGAUGAUUGGCCCUACUCCCAUAAGGCUUAAAACAGACCAGUGUUUCAGCUUUGCCGGAAAACAACGUUGUAGCUGCAUCUUCUGCUCCGUCUUCUGCUUCGUGUACGUCUUUGUUUUUGUGGCUUCUGGACAUUUGCCAGGAAAGGCCUUUGGCAGUUUGCCUAACUGGACUAAGGUUUGUUAGAUAAUUGAGGAAUUUGUUUUGGGAAGGAUUUGUUUUACUUUGAGUUGAAUGACGCUGGGAAUGAAGUAAUUCCCAGCUGUUUGAAUAAAGUUUGUUUUUA